Hevea brasiliensis (rubber tree) is the source of this 2562-nucleotide messenger RNA. Its product is annotated as probable inactive receptor kinase At1g48480. Lineage: Eukaryota; Viridiplantae; Streptophyta; Magnoliopsida; Malpighiales; Euphorbiaceae. The record is from RefSeq and is a predicted model, not a curated record. The transcript has 2 exons. Gene Ontology annotation, molecular function: protein kinase activity; ATP binding; protein binding. Bases 325 to 2271 code for a protein of 648 amino acids. Gene Ontology annotation, biological process: protein phosphorylation.
UCAGAGUUCGAAGUUUCUUUUACACCCUUCCGUCAGUUCCAUGGUUUUUAAGCUCACUCUCUCUCUCUCUAAGACGAAGAUCGCACCAUCUCUCAACUCAAAGAAAUUCAACACAACAUCACAGUUAGUACAGUAUUCCAUUGAUAAAAAUUCAAGAUUUAUUGAAUACCCUUUUCUUCUUCAUAGCCUCCGUAACGCCCUGUAGCAUAUAUAUUGCAUAUACACUCUUCUUUACAUACAUUUUCUAAAUUCAGGAGACCAAGAACGCACCUUCAACAACGAGCUAGAAGAGGUUGGUUUCCAUUUUUGGUGGCAAGACCAGAAAUGAAACCACAACGCAAGAAACUAGUGUUUAUUUUUCUUCUUGCCAUCUCCUUACUAGAUUCUUGGUCCACUGUGUACUCAGAUCUAGCAUCAGAUAAGAUUGCCCUCGAAGCUCUGCGUAAGGCAGUGGGUGGUCGAUCCCUCCUCUGGAAUAUUUCCAACAGUCCUUGCUCAUGGGUUGGCGUAUUUUGUGAACGGGAUAGAGUUGUUGAGUUGCGCUUGCCUGGCAUGGGUCUCUCCGGGAAGCUACCUGUCGCCCUUGGCAACCUUACACAGCUGCAUACUCUGUCUCUCCGCUUCAACGCACUUUCUGGUCCAAUCCCAGCUGAUAUAGGCAGUCUUGCAUCGCUACGCAAUCUUUACUUGCAAGGGAACUUUUUUUCUGGGGAGAUUCCUGAAUUCUUGUUUAAUUUGCAGAAUUUGGUAAGGCUUGACUUGGCUCACAAUAAUUUCUCUGGCGAAAUCCCUACGAGUUUUAAUAAGUUGAAGAGGCUGGGAACUCUGUAUAUGGAGGAGAAUCAGCUUAAUGGUUCCAUUCCUGACCUGAAUUUGCCAUCUCUUGAUCAAUUCAAUGUUUCUUUUAACAAGUUAACAGGGCCUAUUCCUCAGAGGCUAUCUGGCAAGCCUACAACUGCCUUUGAAGGGAAUUCGCUUUGUGAGAAACCUUUGAUACCUUGCAAUGGUACUUCGAAUGGGAAUGGUAAAUUGUCAGGGGGAGCAAUUGCUGGGAUUGUAAUUGGCUGUGUUAUUGGAUUUUUGCUAAUUCUAAUGAUUUUGAUCAUAUUGUGUCAAAAAAAGAGAACCAAACAAGGAGUUGCUAAAGAUACUCAGGAGCCAAAGAGGGGCGAAGUUGAAAUUCCCCGCGAAAAGGCAGUGGCUGACAGGGGUAAUGCAAGCACGGGGUUCGCCGGUGCAGCGCCGGUGGCAGCAGCUGCAGCGGCGAUCGCCAAAAGUGAAGCUAAGAGUGGUGGUGGCACUAAAAGUUUGGUGUUCUUUGGGAACACCCCAAGGGUGUUUGAUUUGGAAGACUUAUUGAGAGCUUCUGCAGAAGUGCUUGGGAAGGGGACUUUUGGGACGACCUAUAAGGCCACCUUAGAGAUGGGAGUGGUGGUGGCUGUGAAAAGAUUGAAGGAUGUGACGGUAACAGAGAAGGAAUUUCGAGAGAAGAUUGAAUCUGUUGGGAAGAUAAAUCAUGAGAAUUUGGUCCCAUCAAGAGCUUAUUAUUAUAACAAGGAUGAAAAGCUUCUUGUUUAUGAUUACAUGCCAAUGGGAAGCUUGUCUGCACUUUUACAUGGAAAUAGAGGGGCUGGUAGGACUCCGUUGAACUGGGACACAAGGUCUGGAAUUGCACUUGGAGCUGCCAGAGGGAUUGCACACCUACACUCUCAUGGCCCUGCGAUCUCUCAUGGAAACAUUAAAUCAUCAAAUAUCCUGCUUACAACAUCGUUUGAAGCCCGUGUCUCCGACUUUGGCCUUGCCCAUCUCGCAGGACCUACCCCCACUCCCAACCGCAUAGAUGGUUAUCGUGCUCCAGAGGUGACGGAUGCUCGCAAAGUAUCCCAAAAAGCAGAUGUUUACAGCUUCGGGAUACUGCUCUUGGAAUUGCUUACAGGAAAGGCUCCCACUCAUUCCCACUUGAAUGACGAGGGAGUAGACCUUCCAAGAUGGGUUCAGUCUGUGGUUAGAGAUGAGUGGACUUCAGAGGUGUUUGAUCUUGAGCUUCUCCGAUAUCAGAAUGUAGAGGAGGAUAUGGUUCAACUCUUGCAGCUAGCAAUCAAUUGCACUGCUCAGUAUCCUGAUAACCGGCCUUCAAUGGCAGAGAUGAGAGACCAAAUAGAGGAGCUUUGCCGUUCUAGCUCACAAGAGCGUGACACACAUCUUGAUAUUGAGGAUGACAAGGCCUCCCAACAGACGUACUCGGUUGAUUCAGGUGCACCGCCACCUUAAUUCAUUAAGGGCUAAAGAAAGAUCAUUUGAUCUUUCAUUGUUUCCCCAUUUUUAAUACACUUAUUACUUUAGUGUUUCAAUUGUUUGUUUAUUCUUGGGUUCGUCCAUGAGGACCAACUGUGCAUGUUCAUUUUCCCCCUUUACUCUUGUCCAUUUUUCCUUUGCCCUCUUUCAAAGCACAGAUUUACUUUUGCACUUGUAAGACCUUUCACGUUAUGUGUGAGGGGACGAUUCCAACAUUAUUAUUUUACUUGGCUGGUGUGAAGUGUGAAUAACUAGCAAGUUGUUUUA